AUGGUUCGACCACAGAUUCCCGCCACGGUGCAGGCGCCUUUUCCGCUGGUGAUCCGCAACACCAGCGUUGUCGCCGGGUUUGGCCGCGGCUCGGCCAAGAUGGGCAUCCCCACGGCCAACGUGCCCGUGGACGACGAGCCGGAGCUGCAGAAGCUGGACACAGGGGUCUAUUUCGGGUUUGUGCGGCUGCUGAGGCCGGAACAGGCGCCGGAGACGAAGAGGGUGUCUCGCUCAGACGGAAAGAGCGAGGUCGAGUUCACGUACGGCGCCAAUUUGGCAGACAGCGACUUCGAGGUGCUGCCGAUGGUGAUGUCGCUGGGCUGGAACCCGUUCUUCAAAAACAGCAAGAAGGCGUGCGAGCUGCACAUUCUGCACGAGUUCAGGUCGACUUUCUACGGGUGCAGGCUGAACUUCAACAUCCUGGGGUACGUGAGGCCCGAGCUGGACUACAAUCACAUUCUACAUGAGUUUCAGCUUGUCGUUCCUGCCCAUGAGCGUGGCAACGGCGACCGUCAGCAUCUUGCUGAACCAGAACGCGUUCAGAAUGUCCAGGACGAAAUUCGUCGAGAGAAUGAUGACGGCCGUCGACAGCACAAACCGCGGGUCGUCCCGCGUGGCGUACAGGUCCAGCGCCAGCCUGUAGAUCUGGUACCAGCCCCAGCAGAUUCUUGCUCCGAAAAAAGUCAAGAUCAGCACGACGUUGUUGGCCAGCGCGAGCCACUGGGGCACGAGCUUGGGGAACUUGAGCGCGACCCAGCGCAGGUUCAAAAACGGCGUCGAAACCUCAAAUAG
This is a messenger RNA of Ogataea angusta, 792 nucleotides long. RefSeq lists its product as uncharacterized. Gene Ontology annotation, cellular component: mitochondrion. The record is from RefSeq and is a predicted model, not a curated record. Gene Ontology annotation, molecular function: riboflavin kinase activity. NCBI's taxonomy places the organism in Eukaryota, Fungi, Ascomycota, Pichiomycetes, Pichiales, Pichiaceae. The transcript is spliced from 2 exons. Gene Ontology annotation, biological process: riboflavin biosynthetic process; FMN biosynthetic process. The coding region runs from base 1 to 792 and encodes 263 amino acids.